AUUGUGCACUUAGAUGUAAACAAAAAAUGGCCUGAUUCUGGUCUCCGCCAGAAUCAAUGUGACCAUUUCAACAGAUUGAAAUUACUUGAAAUGUAUCGUAUACUUGUGGCUUACCUGAUAGUGAUAUCCGAGUAUCCGACAAACAAAAUAUAUUGUUAUCAACACUCUGAUACUUUAUAUCUGAUAGUCUGAUGUUUGGUUUUCACUUUUCACGUGUUUUUGGCGUUUGACGUUUUACGAUUUUUGGUGUUUGCUUAAAUAAAAUAGUUUUUUUUUUGUAAUAUUUUAUAUUUAUACUGUCAUAUUUAUUUUAAAAAAUGACUACUUGUGCAGUCAAGUUUUGCGACAAUAAAAUGUCACUAACGAAAAAUAUAAGCUACUUCAGAUUUCCAAGCGACCCAUUGAGGUGUAAACAAUGGAUGGAAAAAUGUCAAACUGAACAUUUACUGAAAAAAGAUGCUACUAUUUUAUACAAAAAUUACAGGGUGUGUGGUGUUCAUUUUGAAGACAAAAUGUUUUUAAAUCCAAAUAGAUCUUCAGGUAGCAGGCGAACUGGAGGAACAACUAAGAUCCGUCUAACAGUGCACUGCAGUCUGCAAUGUGCCAAUGCUGCAGUUGUGCAGCACGCAGAUUUCUAUUUAGAAGUCCGUGUUGUGCAGUACUGCAGUAGUGCAGUGCCAGUUGUCACUGUUGUCAGUGUGCAAGAACUAUAA
Acyrthosiphon pisum (pea aphid) is the source of this 713-nucleotide messenger RNA. RefSeq lists its product as uncharacterized. The record is from RefSeq and is a predicted model, not a curated record. The transcript is spliced from 4 exons. Lineage: Eukaryota; Metazoa; Arthropoda; Insecta; Hemiptera; Aphididae. Gene Ontology annotation, molecular function: sequence-specific DNA binding. The coding region runs from base 318 to 713 and encodes 131 amino acids.